AUGGACGCGGCUUUGGAGAAUGUCUUAAAGGAUUGCGUCGAGCAGAAAGAAAAAAUGGAAGCUGCUCUUGAAGAAGCAGUUACUGCUACGACUCACCAAGAGGUCAAUGCUGGCUUGGAUCUCUUCAAGCCCAGGGAACCCAAAGAACCGGCCAAAGUUGAGAAGGAUUCGCCGCCGAAUGUCCUGGAAACCUUCGGCAAAAUCGCCAGGAAUCCCUUCAAUGUUGGGAAGAAAGAUGACGAAUUAGAUAAUGAAAAACAAGAUCAAAAGGAUAAACCUGGUUUAUUUGAUUUAUUUAAAAAUAAAGAUGAAGAAAUUAAAGAAAAACCACCAGAUGAAAUUCAAACUAACGUUAAAGAAGAAGAAAAGCCUCCACAAGAUAACAACAAUAUAUUUAAUAUUUUAAAUAAAACCAACGAUAACAUAUUCGAUCCUUUCCAUUUAAAGGAUCAAAUUGAAAGCAUACAAGAUGCAGUUAAAAAAGCCAAUAGUCAAAAUAUUUUUGAAACGAUUCACAUUCAAAUGGAGGAAAUAAAAGAUACUUUAAUUGAUCCCUUACAUUUAAAGGAUACAAUUGAGCAUAUACAGGAUACUGUAAAAAAUACUAAUGAAGGUGAAAAAUUAAUUGAAAAUGUUCAGAAGAAAAUGCAAGAUGUUAAAGAAAACUUACUGGAUCCAUUACAUUUAAAGAAUAAAAUCGAAAAUCUUCAAGAUACCGUUAAAAGUACAAAUGAAAGUGGAAAUAUAUUUGAUAAUAUGAAUAAAAAAAUGCAGGAAAUACAAGUAAAAUUACCCGAUCCUCUACAUUUAAAGGACAAAAUUGAAAAUAUACAAGACAAAGCCAAAAAUACUACUGAAGGUGGAAAUAUAUUUGAGAAUAUUCAUAAUAAAAUGCAAGAAUUUCAUGAUAAUUUACCGGAUCCUUUACAUCUAAAGGACAAAAUUGAAGAAGUAAAAGAUAAAUUAAAAAUUAACAACGAUAGCGGCAACAUUUUCGAAAAUAUUCAUAAUAAAAUAGAAGAAUUUAAAGAAAAUUUACCUGAUCCGUUAAAUUUGAAGGAUAAAAUUGAAGAUGUAAAAGAUAAACUAAAGAUUAAUAAUGAAGGUGGAAACAUCUUCGAUAAUAUUCAAAAUAAAAUGGAAGAAAUAAAAGAUAAUUUACCCGAUCCAUUAAAUUUGAAGGACACAAUCGAAGAUUUUCAAGAUAAUAUGAAAAAGAUUGUAGAUGUUAAUAACAUUUUACCAGAUCCACUCAAAUUAAAGGGUAACAUCCAACUGACCAAGGAUCUCGUCAAGAACAUCGACGAAAACAACAAGAAGAUCAUCGCUGCUCUACCAGACCCUCUAGGUCUAAAAAGCAAACUCCCCGACGUCGGAAAAGCAUUCGCAGAACAAGGCGUAGCAGGUGGCUUUAGCGCAAUUGGAAAAAGCUUCCAGAUAAUACUUAGCGAAAUUACGAAAGUUGCCAAACCGGGUCCCCAUCAGACUGUCUUUUUAGGAAACUUGAUGAUCCAACUAAACGUGUUGAAAGAAGCGUACAAAGAGCACGUCGCUAUAACUAUCACUAAAAAUAGAGAGUGGUUAAUAAUAGCCGCUCUUAUAUCGGCGUUGAGAAACCUAGAUGCAGAAGCCGUAAAAAAAUGCCUGGAAGAAUUCAAAAAAGACGAGCCGAAGUACAAAGAAAAACUGGCUAAGGGCAUCGCCCGGAACGCCACUUGGCCCAUCCGGACGGCGUUCGAUUUGCCCGCUGAAAGCGAUUCCACAAAUCCCUCUCUGCUAUUACAACCCGAGACACCGUACUUAACCUUAGCCCUGGCCGAUAUGGAAUUAUCCAGCGUGGUUUCGCUGUUGCUUUUAUUCAUGGCGCAAGAUUUGCUCUGCGCCCCGUCGACCGUGCUCAUGAAGAUCCUGUGGACUGUUCUGAAAAGCGCCAUUCUGAGCUAUUGCCCGCCCUUGGCGAUCGUUUUGAAAUAA
Molecule: messenger RNA, 1974 nt
Organism: Phyllotreta striolata
Lineage: Eukaryota; Metazoa; Arthropoda; Insecta; Coleoptera; Chrysomelidae
Source: the annotation of a GenBank genome assembly